AUUUUGAACUGCACCUUAGUUGCUUGUAAACAGCCAGACCGCGCCUGCAUACGCUGCCCCCACUGAAGGAUGCCCGUCUUCUCCCGCUACUACAACACCGGCCUGCUGUGCGGCGUGGCUGUUGCUAGCGGCAUUUCUAUUUGGUGGUAUAACCGUGAGAGCAUCUACGUGCGCGUGAAGUCCGACCUCGAGAAGGAGGGCAAGACCGCUGCUAAGCACUAAAUUGCCCUAGAUUAAGAACAAGAUGCCAAAGCGAAAGCAGGAGAACGCCGGCCCCGCCCCUCGGCCUCAGCGGACGCCCGCAAAGGCUCCGCAAGCUGGCGAUGCAGCAGGAGACACAGCGCUGACAGCGUCCGAUAAGCCCAACCGCCCGCCGACAGCGUUUGAGAACAGGCUGUAUGAGCUCUGCAAGUGCAUUCCUAAGGGAAAGGUCAGCACGUACGGAGCCAUGGCCAUCGUUCUUGAGAGCGCGCCACGGGCAGUCGGGCAGGCUCUGCGCCGCAACCCCUUUUGCCCUGUGGUGCCCUGUCACCGAGUGGUGGCAGCGGACCUGAACAUCGGCGGCUUCUCAGGCGGCUGGGGCAUUUCGGACCCUAAGGUCCAGCGCAAGCGGCGGCUGCUGGAGGGGGAGGGCGUGAGCUUCGAGGACGCCGGCGGCGCGGCAGAGGGCACCUGGCGGGUGCUGAAGCAGUACGUGGUGGGGCCAGAGGAGCUGCAGGGGCUGCAGCAGGGGCAGCGACAGCCAGCAGUGCACAAGGCGGGGCGGGCGUCGGUGGUGGAGGCGGCUGCUCCCGCUGCUGCUGGAGCGGGAGCGAGCGACCCGGUUGGGCAGACGGAUAAGGAUGUGGGCGCGGGGGCAGGCGGCGUGCAGGGGCGCAAGAAGAAGCGGGUGCAGGUGUAGGGUAGGAUGGGGGAUGGUUGGCUGCAGGCGGUGGUCAUGUUUGCAGGCGAAAGACGCAGGGAAUUGAGGACAUGUUUCUAAGCCGCCCGCAUGGGCUGGCUCUGGCUUAUAUUGCAGUGCGUUAGUGAAUUUGUUGAUGGAGUAAAGAGGGUCUUGUAGCGUGAUCUUGUAGGCAGGUAGGCAAUUGUGGCGCUGGCCACGCUGCCGCGGCUGCACCUGAGCAGUGCUCCGAUACAGGCAGUGGAAGACGUAGCAGCGCGAAACUGAUGGAAGGUCUUGGUGAAUGAGCCUUUGAUGCAUAUGUCUUGCUUGAUGCCGGGUGGGCCGGGGGCGGGAAUAUGAAGCGAGGGGGUACGGUAUGCUGCAUGCAGCGAAGAUUAGCACCAGGCGAUUUAUGUACCAGGCGCAGCACC
Chlamydomonas reinhardtii is the source of this 1314-nucleotide messenger RNA. RefSeq lists its product as uncharacterized. The transcript has 4 exons. The record is from RefSeq and is a predicted model, not a curated record. Gene Ontology annotation, molecular function: methylated-DNA-[protein]-cysteine S-methyltransferase activity. The coding region runs from base 245 to 901 and encodes 218 amino acids. NCBI's taxonomy places the organism in Eukaryota, Viridiplantae, Chlorophyta, Chlorophyceae, Chlamydomonadales, Chlamydomonadaceae. Gene Ontology annotation, biological process: DNA repair.